This is a messenger RNA of Microtus ochrogaster (prairie vole), 2223 nucleotides long. RefSeq names its product lectin, mannose binding 2 like (gene Lman2l). Gene Ontology annotation, biological process: endoplasmic reticulum to Golgi vesicle-mediated transport. Lineage: Eukaryota; Metazoa; Chordata; Mammalia; Rodentia; Cricetidae. The record is from RefSeq and is a predicted model, not a curated record. Gene Ontology annotation, molecular function: D-mannose binding. Gene Ontology annotation, cellular component: Golgi membrane; COPII-coated ER to Golgi transport vesicle; endoplasmic reticulum-Golgi intermediate compartment.
GGUGGGAAAGAUGGCGGCGGCUGUGAGACCCUCCUGGUGGCGGCGGUGGCGGCUGCGCGCGUGGGCUCGGGACGGGGCCAGGCUAUUGCUCCUUCUCCUUUUGUUGGGGUCUGUGCAGGGGCCGUGGCACGUCAGGGCGGGCCAAGCUGUGGAGUACUUGAAACGGGAGCACUCUCUGUCGAAGCCCUACCAGGGUGUGGGAACAAGCAGUUCUUCGCUGUGGAACCUGAUGGGCAAUGCCAUGGUGAUGACCCAGUAUAUCCGCCUCACUCCAGAUAUGCAAAGUAAACAGGGUGCCUUGUGGAAUCGGGUGCCAUGUUUCCUGAAAGACUGGGAACUGCAGGUGCACUUCAAGAUCCACGGACAAGGGAAGAAGAAUCUGCACGGAGAUGGCUUGGCAAUCUGGUACACAAAGGAUCGAAUGCAGCCAGGGCCUGUGUUUGGAAACAUGGACAAAUUUGUGGGGCUGGGAGUGUUUGUAGACACCUAUCCCAAUGAGGAGAAGCAGCAAGAGGCCCAGAAGAGGCGCUAUUCUCCAGGAGUCCAGCGGGUAUUCCCCUACAUCUCCGCCAUGGUGAACAACGGCUCCCUCAGCUAUGAUCAUGAGCGGGAUGGGCGGCCCACAGAGCUUGGGGGCUGCACAGCCAUUGUCCGCAAUCUCCGUUAUGACACCUUCCUCGUGAUUCGCUAUGUCAAGAGGCACCUGACGAUAAUGAUGGACAUUGAUGGCAAACAUGAGUGGAGGGACUGCAUUGAGAUGCCUGGGGUCCGGCUCCCCCGGGGCUAUUACUUCGGCACUUCCUCCAUCACCGGGGAUCUCUCUGAUAAUCAUGAUGUCAUUUCCCUCAAGUUGUUUGAGCUGACGGGGGUGAGGACCCCAGAAGAAGAAAAGCUACAUCGAGAUGUAUUCCUGCCCUCAGUAGACAAUCUGAAGCUGCCUGAGAUGACGGUACCACCAGCACCCCUGAGUGGCCUGGCCCUCUUUCUUAUCGUCUUUUUCUCGCUGGUGUUUUCUGUGUUUGCCAUUGUCAUUGGUAUCAUACUCUACAACAAAUGGCAGGACCAGAGUCGAAAACGCUUCUACUGAGCCUGCUGCCAUCAUCCCCUCUAUGAUGUUCACCCAUGAGGUGUGGAUCUGAGCAUACAGCCUGGCAAGUCUGCUUGAGUCGCCAGUUGUUCAGGGACUGUGUUCCAUCACUGGGGCUUUGAAUGCACUGACCCUGCAUUCUCAUGGUCAUCCACGGGAACAUCUCGCUGGCCCCAGACGCCACCCACAGGGCCGAGCAGCUGUGAUGUGCCUUCCCUGCAGUCCUUAAACUUAAGAGUGAAGAGACAUGGAAAAAAUAUAUAUUGUGAUGGAUGCUUAAAUUACAAAAAUCGGAUAGCUACCCUAAGGAUAGACUGGAUGCAGCAGGCCUUCUACUUCUUUUAAAUUUCCAAAUAGAAAACCAGAACUCAUAUAACCUGGAAACCCACUUAUUAGUUUUUGCUUCUGCCCAUGGCUCUUUCUACUUGAGCUUCUUGGCAAUCGGGAUGGAGAUAUCUGCCACACUUGUACCUGCCUCUCUGUGUCCCUUCACUCGUCCUCCGUGUGUGCUGCUCCCGUUAGGUGGACCUAAGACUUUCUGCAUUAGCUCCUUGCUUCAGCCUCUGGUCUGCUCUGGGUGGAUCUUGUUCCAUUCCUGUCUGUCCCUGCAUCUUCAGCUUUCCUAAUUGGAGCUCUCCAGGCCUUUGGAUCAUUUGGCUAAAAGUUGUUACAAAUGAAGUGAAGCUUAGAAGCUUAGACACCGUCACAGUCACAGAUGCCGUGAGAUUAGCUGUGACAUCAUCUAGGCCCAGGUGUGCCACAGAAAGCUGCAUUCAUCUCCUCUGACCACACGGAGGUGUUUCUGGACCCACUGGAGCCUGCUUAGCUGCAUGUUUUGUUUCUCAUGAUUCUUAGGAUCCUGCUUGGAGGAUUUGAAGUGGAAAGCAGCUCCUUAUUCCCUGGACUUAGACAUGACCCCAAGAGGAGAUUUGGCUUCUUAAUGAAGAGCAACAGUUGCUGAUUUCAUGUAACAAAUCUCUGAGAGCAAAAGACCUUCGUUCUCUGUCUGGCAAAGUCCUGAUCACUGAGCAGCACAGCUUGAGUGUGGGCCUAUGUGUGUGUCACCCCUAUUACACUGCCUUAUUCCACAAAUGUCACAUGCUGCUCACCUAUCUGCCCUGUGAUUAAAUUGGUUA